This is a messenger RNA of Chanos chanos (milkfish), 1270 nucleotides long. It is a transcript of the gene elp4, whose product is annotated as elongator acetyltransferase complex subunit 4. Lineage: Eukaryota; Metazoa; Chordata; Actinopteri; Gonorynchiformes; Chanidae. Gene Ontology annotation, cellular component: elongator holoenzyme complex; cytoplasm; transcription elongation factor complex. Bases 1 to 1197 code for a protein of 398 amino acids. Gene Ontology annotation, biological process: tRNA wobble uridine modification. The transcript has 10 exons. The record is from RefSeq and is a predicted model, not a curated record.
AUGGCGGCGCCUACGAAAAGCAUGACUAAAGCCGGGUUGUCUUCUAAUCCCACAAGUUUUCAGAAAAAAUCAAGGAGCAAACUUGUUUCUAUCCCAGGAACAAGACCGUCUGUUCAAAACGGACAGCUUAUAGUUUCAACUGGUGUUACGUCUCUCGACUAUGUAAUCGGCGGUGGCUUAGCAGUUGGAACUCUCCUGCUUGUUGAGGAAGACCGAUAUGACAGCUACUCGCGAAUGCUGCUUAAGUACUUCCUGGCCGAGGGAGUUGUUUCUGGUCAUGAACUCUUUGUGGCAUCUGCUGGAGAUCGCCCAGAAGACAUAUUACAGGAACUCCCAUCUCCAAUUCUUGACGACAUUGCCAGCACAAACAUUACAGAGGGACCUGUCCAAUCAGGAGACUCAGAGACAUCAGAAUCAAUGAAAAUUGCUUGGCGUUACCAGAACCUUCCGAAAAUACAGACUGCACUAGCUGCAUCAUCAAGAUUUGGACACUACUACGAUGUCUCCAAGACCAUGGAGGCAGAGUUACGACAGACUGCCAAAUGCCACACCUUUUUCCCUACAGGAGAAGAACCAGCAAAAUCAACACAAUCAAGUCCUAUGACAGAGGCCUAUGCUGCCCUCCUGAAGUCCAUUCAGACAGUAAUCCGGAGGGAGGGGUUUGAUGGAUCCAGUUCGCAAUCUAAGGUCCGAAAUGUUUUGAGACUUGGCCUUCACUCAUUGGGGUCAGCUCUGUGGUGUGACGACCUGUCUUGCAGAGAGAAUCCUACCCACUUGCACAGCCUCACGACCUUCCUCUACGCCUUACGAGCCCUCCUGCGAUCCUCUCUCUCUGUCGCUAUGAUGACCAUACCCUCACACCUCAUACAGAACAAAUCUAUAAUGGGUCGGAUAAUCCGACUCUCGGACACAGCCAUUGCAUUGGAGUCAUUCAGGGGCUCGGAGAGGGAAACCAACCCACUUUAUAAAGACUAUCAUGGGCUUCUUCAUGUGCGUCAGGUUCCCCAUUUGAACUGCCUCGUGUGUGAGGUUCCUGAUACGAAAGACCUGGCUUUCAAACUCAAGAGGAAGCAGUUCACUAUUGAGAGACUGCAUUUGCCUCCAGACCUGUCAGAGACAGUGAGUCGUGUGAGUAAAGUCGAGCUGGCAGCAGGCUGUGGUUCCAGCACUACGAGCAACAAGCACCUGGACUUCUAGAGUGUUCUCUCCCUCCCCAUCCCUCCUCCUAUUGUCGUGACAGCUGAGCAGGCACAAGCCGUCCCACCACCAC